Coffea arabica (coffee) is the source of this 1517-nucleotide messenger RNA. RefSeq lists its product as uncharacterized. Gene Ontology annotation, cellular component: plastid. Lineage: Eukaryota; Viridiplantae; Streptophyta; Magnoliopsida; Gentianales; Rubiaceae. The record is from RefSeq and is a predicted model, not a curated record.
AUGCCAAUCUCCACGGCCUCUGCCACCACCACCACUCCACCCCCCAAUUUGGACGACUACACACCAUCGGCUACCCUAAUCCCUUUCCAACAUCCAAUCCCCCUUCUCCGUGGGCCUGUAAGGGCAGUUCAUCUGACAUCAGAAGCUGGGCCGUUUAUCCUUGCAUUCAAGGACCCGCAGUCAUGGGCCUCUGCGUACAAGGCGUGUGAAUCCCAAAUCACCCAACAAUGCGAAGCUGGAGCUCGAAUUGGCUGCUCCCUCGCCGCAUCCAACAAAUGCAAACCCUCCUGGUGGAAAACCCUAACGGGCGGCGUAGCCAAACAAGAUUAUGCGGAACGGGCAAAAUGCGAAGAACGUGAAAUGGAGGCUUGUCUUGAAACUGCCAAGGAUAAGUGCCGAGAAUUUUCAAAAAACAAGUGUAUGACGGCGUUUAGGGAUGCUAAAGUUGCCAUCAAAGGCUUGGAUUUGGUGAGGAAUAGGUGGGAGGUCUCAAAGUUGCUAUCUUGGUUGUGUUUGGAAGGCAAUAAGCAUGAUGGGAUGGUUGAGAUGAUGAAAUUUGGGACGUCCUGGGUUGAGUUUAACUCAAUUCAACUUGACGAGCUGUAAAGGAAGUGAUUUAUUGGGUUCAGGGAAUGCCAAGGACGUUGAUGAUUUUUUAAGACGAAAUGGCAGGACAAUGUAAAAUGGGAUGCUUGGAGCUUUUAAUUUGAGGAAUAAUAGUUAUUUUUCAGGAAAAAUUGGCAAGAAAGAUCAAAUUUUGAUGAUAACCAUUGCAGAAUGGGAGUUUCUGGUUUCAGAGUCGACUGUGAUGGCGGUGGAUUUGAAUGACAAUAGUGGCAUUUUAUUUCCUUUUGCGGUUAAGUUUUUUGCUUGGUGUGUCGAUUUAAUAUCUGGAUUCUGUUGAAAAUGGAUGCUGUAGUGGACAAAUAAUUGGAAGAAAUAUGUGAAAGUAUUCAGGCAGUACUCACCAGAUUGAUUUACCUACGCAGAGGUUUGGCGUGUUUUAUCAAGAAACAUUCGGUUGAUGAUGUGCUUUAGCUGUUCUCCUGGACAAUGGCUAAUUUCUAUCUUCAGGAAGCUAGCGAAAAGGAAGAAAGCAUAUUUGACAAUUAGAGACAACAUAAUGCAAGUUUCGCAGCUAAGCGGUUGGUAUCAGCACACGCUUCAAGUGCAUUAAAUCCAGUAAAUGGUAUAACCAUAUUGUAGUUUGCGUUAUGCAGACAUGAAGGGCUACUGAUAAACUGCUAUUUUUGCUUAACAUCAUUGGACUUUUCAUACAAGUUCCAUGAAGGUUAGAGUCUCUAUCAACUUGGUGUGAAGUCUCGCCUUGCUGCAAAAGAAUAUCUAGGUUGUUGGUUUUCCAAUGUGCUUUCUAUUAGAUAUUUUCUCUUGAUUUAGGGAAGGUGGAUUUGUAUAUUUAUAGAACUUUAAAGAUUAAAUUUGAGGUGAGAAGAGGGGUUGGCAAUUGGUGAAAUUUGACGAAUCAUUGUUCAAUAUAGCAUUGAUUAUGGCAUCAA